Vicugna pacos (alpaca) is the source of this 4480-nucleotide messenger RNA. It is a transcript of the gene E2F2, whose product is annotated as E2F transcription factor 2. The record is from RefSeq and is a predicted model, not a curated record. Gene Ontology annotation, biological process: regulation of transcription by RNA polymerase II. Gene Ontology annotation, cellular component: RNA polymerase II transcription regulator complex. NCBI's taxonomy places the organism in Eukaryota, Metazoa, Chordata, Mammalia, Artiodactyla, Camelidae. Gene Ontology annotation, molecular function: protein dimerization activity; RNA polymerase II cis-regulatory region sequence-specific DNA binding; DNA-binding transcription factor activity, RNA polymerase II-specific.
AUGGCCAUCCUCUGCAUCACCCAGGCUGGGGAGCUAGCCAUCCAUCUGGGGCACUUCCUGUCCUCAACUCCACCCUGCUCCUACCUCAUGCCAGAGGUUGGAGGCAAAACCCUCAUUGGGCCAGACCAUGGUCAGACUGUCAGUAACCCUGGCCAUGGCAGAAGGACCUUAGGCUUCCCAGGGGACUCCACCUUGGAGCCACCCAUGUUUAACAGGGCCACCACCACCUACUACACCCAGCUGUACCCGCAGACUGUGCCUCCCGCUGCAGCGCCAGGCACCUGCCUCGACGCCACCCCCCACGGACCUGAGGGUCAAGCUGUGCGAUGCGUGCCGGCUGGCCGGCUGCCGGCCAAAAGGAAGCUGGACCUGGAGGGGAUCGGGAGGCCUGCGGUCCCUGAAUUCCGGACCCCCAAGGGGAAGAGCGUUAGAGUGGAUGGCCUCCCCAGCCCCAAAACCCCCAAGUCACCCGGGGAGAAGACUCGCUAUGACACGUCAUUGGGGCUGCUCACCAAGAAGUUCAUUUACCUCCUGAGUGAGUCUGAGGAUGGGGUCCUGGACCUGAACUGGGCUGCUGAGGUGCUGGAUGUGCAGAAGCGCCGCAUCUAUGACAUCACCAAUGUGCUGGAGGGCAUCCAGCUCAUCCGCAAGAAGGCCAAGAACAACAUCCAGUGGGUAGGCAGGGAACUAUUUGAAGACCCCACUCGGCCGGGGAAGCAGCAGCAGCUGGGGCGGGAGCUGAAGGAGCUGAUGAGCAUGGAGCAGGCCUUGGACCAGCUCAUCCAGAGCUGUUCUCUGAACUUCAAGCACUUGACGGAGGACAAGGCCAACAAGAGACUGGCCUAUGUGACUUACCAGGACAUCCGUGCUGUGGGUAACUUUAAGGAGCAGACGGUGAUCGCUGUCAAGGCCCCUCCGCAGACAAGACUGGAAGUGCCUGACAGGAAUGAGGAAAACCUGCAGAUAUAUUUGAAGAGCACGCAGGGGCCUAUCGAAGUCUACCUGUGCCCAGAAGAGGUGCAGGAGCCCGACAGUCCUUCCAAGGAGCCCCUCCCCUCCACCUCCACCCUCAGCCCCAGCCCUGACUCCGCUCAGCCCAGCAGCAGCACCAACCUUGGGAUGACAGAACCCAUGGCAUCGUCAGCGCCAGCACUGAUGUCCCAGCAGGUCCCGCCGCCGCUCCUGCCAUCCCUUGUCCCCCUGGAGGCCACCGACAGCAUGCUGGAGCUGCCACACCCACUCCUGCAGCAGACCGAGGACCAGUUCCUGUCCCCCACCCUACCGUGCAGCUCCCCUCUGAUCAGCUUCUCCCCGCCCUUGGAUCAGGACGACUACCUGUGGGGCCUGGAUGGAGGGGAGGGCAUCAGUGACCUCUUCGACUCAUAUGACCUUGGGGACCUGCUGAUUAACUGAAUGGCCCUGCCUGCCCCCAGCAGUCCUGCGCGGUCUCUACCUCCUCUCAGACAGACCGACAGGCCCUUUGCCUGCACAGGACAGGGGACAUGAGGGUCCCCUCAGGGUAUGGGGACACCCCCUUUCCUUUCCUACCCACCCGCCGGCCGCCACUGUCCAGGGGGAUGUGGAGGAUAUGGGUGAGGAGCCUAUCAGGGGUUGGGUCCUGUCCUUCCUAACGGGAGCUGGGCCUGGGAAGGUCCAGCCAGUCUUCUGACCUCUGACCUCUCACGUGAAGGGCCACAGGGGAGGUGACCGGGUCCAAGUAGAGGCCGUGCCACUGCCUUGUGAGGGGCAAUUAGGACCCUCAACUUAUCAAGAAGCACUUAAUGCCUUUGUAUUUAUUUCAGGUUGAGUUUUGUUUGUUUGCCUUCCUUGAGUUUUAGCAGGGAGGUAGUUCUAGUUCCUAGUUUUUUUUCCUCAGACAGGCCCAGCGCCGUCCGCUGUCCAAGGGUAGGCCAGGGCUCCCAGGGGCCCAGGCCACCUCCCCGAUUCCCCAUAGCAGCAGGGGCAGGGCCUCUGAGGGCUGUCCAGCCUGCUGGAAUGCUAAUUGCACUUGGGCUGCCUAAUUAUAGCGAGCAGGGCUGCAGGACUGCUGGUCUCCUGUGUCCCAGAGCUGGUUCCAGGGAGCCAGCCCCCGCCCAGGCGAAACAGGAGCAGACCUCAUCCUAUGGAAUUCCUUACCUCUCCCUCCCCUUGGAAUGUAAAAAACAAUCCUCCAGGGAGUCAGCCCAGAAGAGCCCCUGGGGAAAAAGGGCCCGAACGUGGGAGCAGCUAUAGCCCUGCCAGGGGCACCUUUUCUCCAUUGUUGCCUCUCGCUGGGACAGGAGCUGGUUUACACUGAGGACCUGGGAGGCAGAAGCAGCCCCGCCAUAGACAAGAAGCUUCCAGAAAACACCUCUGGUAGCUGCAGGUAUCAUCCUUCCCUUUUCUGGAAGGAUUUUUUUGCUGUAUCUGUUGAAGGGAGUGAUUUUUUAAGGGCCUCCCCUUCCCCCCCAGCUCUCACACAGACCCCCAAGGACGGAAGUGACCACGGCUUGAUGGCAUGUUGGUUCCUUUUGUCACAGGAAUGCUGAAGGGGUGACAGGGAAGAGAGUCUUAUGUUGCAGACCAGACCUUGGCAGCUAAUGGGGAGAGGGUUUCUGGUUUCCUCUUCAGGCUUGGGGUCCUGAGAAGGCCUUUGGCCUCAUCCCCUCCCCCAGAGGCUUGACUGUCCAACAUUGUCCCUGUAACUCAGCUAAGUGUGGGGGUCAGCUCUCCUCCCCAACCCAACCUGGGGUGGGGGUGCUCUGGGCUGAACCAGGCUGUGCCUUCUGGAGAGAGGCAGCCAGGAGUGGUGGUCUGAGAGACCCACCACCCACCCUCAGGGAGCUUGGUUCCCUCAAGGGCUCAGCUGGGCAGCACUUUUUUUUUUUUUAAGUUUGUAGCAUUAAUUUGGUUUCAAGUACGAGGUUGGCUCCAUGGAAUUGUUCCUGAGCUGAUCUACUGGCAUCUAAAGUUUGGCAAGUGGACUUCUUUGGGGGCGGGGUCCAAUGGGAGUUAAUGUCCAGCUGUGGACAGUCAUACCUUGUCAUUUGCUCAACUUCCUGGGUCCCCAAGUUAGCACCCUCUCAGGAAUGAUCACAGAUGCCCCACUCUUUAAACAGGGCUAAUUUUGUAUGCUUUACAGAGGGGCCUUUGGUCUCCCUUCCCCAAAUACUCCCACGGGCCUCCUCAGAAGGCUGUUUUGAAGCCCAGUGUGCCCAGGGCCAAGGGACCACCUUGGCCCUUGGGUAGGGGAAGGGGGUGCUGCCUGGGAUCUGGUUUGUGGCAUGUGGGGCUGGAGACGGCGGUGCUGUUGUGAGGUUUCCGCUGGGCUGCCGUUUAGCCAUACACCAAUUCUGAGGGCAGAGAUAAUUGAUUUCUAUACCUUGGACCUCUGUCUAGAGCUUUCUCCUAGAAGUAAGGGAAAAGGAAGAAGAGGCCGUCAGGACCCACCAGCAAUGAAUUUAAUGGUGAAGUCUGGCCAGAAUUUAAUCUCAUUCCCCAAAUGCCCAGCCAUAAGGCUAGACAGAAGGGCUGCCCCUUGGGCCCAAGGCCGAUAUCCAGGGCAGCUGCCCCUACCUCUUCCUGUUCUGUCCCCUCCAUACCUGGCCUGGCCCAGAGGCUGGACCACCCAGACCAAGCCUCAGGCUCAGGGUAGGAAACAUGCUGGUGCCUCUUUCUUGCCAGUGACACCUGAAACCACCCAGGUUCCAUCAGGUGCUUUAGGAAGCAUUUUGAGUGGAAUUGCCUUCAGGGAACUGGUAAACUUUAAAACCAGAGUAGAAUAAAGAACAGUUUCUUUCUGAGGUACAUUAUUUCUACCAGGAAAUUUCCCAGCACCUCCAGCAGCGCCCCAUGUCACUCAUAUCCCCAGGGGCCUCCAAGGCUCAGAGGCUCCAGGGAACCCAGUAGCAUUAAAUUGUUCAUUAGACUUGGAGAUUUGAAGAGAUUUCUUAAAACCAGAGUAGUGUCCCUUCCCCAUGGCCGUGCUGUGGUCUGACCUGCCCGGAUGCAGGGAGGAGGAGGAGGUUGAAGCAAGUCAAAGCGGCUCUAGUGUGGUUUUGACCUUAUUUUCUCUCCCUGAGUGUUCGCAGCCUCGGUUUUGUGCCAUAUUUAGUCUUUAGUGAGUGUGGGUGUUCCGCGACCAAGCCUUGUGUGGCUUAAAGCGUCUGAAGCGAAAGCCUUUUGGGGUUGUUUGCAAGCAGCUUUCUGGUUCUCAUCACUGUGUUUCGAGCUCCCCACCUCAUCCUGGGACCCUCUUCUCCCACGGGAACCCUCAGUGACCAGAGCCCGGUCACCCUGCUGGCUCCUGGGUAAGUGAAGAAGCCUUGUAUGUGGCACAUGUGUCUAGAGGGAACCUGGUCCCUGUGCUGGGACUCCGUAUGGGUCACUUACCUCCGUCCUCAUUUCUGGUUUUGCCCUGGGUCCUGCCUUGAUGAGCACCGUGUGAACCUCCUUGUGUGGUAACGAUUGGGCAUUAAAUGUCAACUCUGGGUGCCUUGUC